GAAACGCUUGAGCAACCGGUUAGUGGGGUAAGCUACUAAGGCUCUAUCGUCAGUUCGCUUUUGUACGCCAGUCGCUUUGGUUAGCUUAGAACGGACGUGGACGCGACUUUGUCACAAAUUCUUAAAUAUUUUCAGCAAAGAAUUUCCUUUGAAAAUUUUCAUUCAACGAAGUCAAUCACAAAAGUGUAAAAAUGUCGUACCACAAGCCUGAAGCAAAAGCUAUCCAGGAGCUGAAAGAUAUCGCUCAUCGUCUGCGUAUCCAUUCUAUUACAUCAACACAGGCAUCGAAAUCCGGCCAUCCAACAUCAUGUGCCUCUAUUGCCGAGAUCAUGUCGGUUUUGUUCUUCAACACAUUGCGUUUGAACUUGAAAUUCCCACGUGAUCCCUCAAGCGAUCGUUUUGUGUUGUCCAAGGGUCACUCUGCCCCAAUUCUUUAUGCCGCCUGGGCUGAAGCUGGUCUAUUUCCAAUUGAGGAAUUGCAGAACUUGCGUAAAAUAGACAGCGAUCUUGAAGGUCAUCCAACACCACGUUUGAACUUCAUCGAUGUUGGUACCGGCUCUCUGGGUCAGGGUGUUGCUGUUGCUGCUGGUAUGGCGUAUGUAGGCAAGAACUACGAUAAGGCCGACUACAGAACCUAUGUUGUUGUCGGUGAUGGUGAGUCCGCAGAAGGUUCUAUUUGGGAAUCACUCCACUUUGCUGGCCACUACAAGUUGGACAACUUGUGCGUCAUUUUCGACGUCAAUCGUUUGGGUCAAUCUGAACCCACCUCGUUGCAACAUCAAAUGGAAGUUUAUCGCAAACGUUUGGAUGCUUUUGGUUUCAAUGCCCUGGUUGUCGACGGCCAUGACGUUGAAGAGUUGUGCAAGGCGUUCCAUGAAGCUGCCACCACCAAAAAUAAGCCCACUGCCAUUAUUGCGAAAACGUACAAAGGUAAAUUCUUCCCAAACAUUGAGGAUCUGGAGAACUGGCACGGCAAGCCCUUAGGCGAUAAAGCCAACGAAGUGAUCAAGCACUUGGAAGGACUGAUUGUUAAUGCCAACGCCGUUAUUCCACCCAAGAGCCCAACUAAGCUGAAGCCUGCACCGGUGGUGGAUAUCACAAAUGUGAAGUUGUCUUCACCACCAAACUACAAGUUAGGCGAUCAAAUUGCCACACGCUUGGCAUACGGAACUGCUUUGGCCAAGAUCGGCCAAAACAACGACCGCGUCAUUGCCUUGGAUGGUGACACCAAGAACUCGACCUUCUCGGACAAGUUGAAGAAUAUAUUCCCUGAACGCUACAUCGAGUGCUUCAUCGCUGAACAAAAUCUUGUGGGUGUCGCCAUCGGUGCUGCGUGCCGUGACCGCACAAUCGCGUUUGUUUCUACUUUCGCCACUUUCUUCACUCGCGCUUUCGAUCAAAUUCGUAUGGGCGCCAUUUCACAGACAAAUGUAAACUUUGUUGGCUCUCAUUGCGGUGUAAGCAUUGGCGAGGACGGCCCCUCACAGAUGGGUUUGGAAGACAUUAGCUUGUUCCGUUCCAUUCCAGGCAGUACCGUGUUCUACCCCGCCGACGCUGUAAGUACCGAGCGCGCCGUCGAAUUGGCAGCCAACACAAAGGGUGUCUGCUUCAUUCGCACAUCGCGUCCUAACACCGCUGUCAUCUAUGGCAACGAUGAAUUGCUCCAGAUCGGAAAGGGCAAAAUUGUGAAGCAAUCACCCAAGGAUCAAGUGCUGUUGAUCGGCGCUGGUAUCACCCUCUAUGAAUGCCUUAAUGCUGCUGCUGAACUUGCGAAGAGUGGCGUACAUGCACGAGUCCUUGACCCAUUCACCAUCAAGCCUUUGGAUUCUGAGCUUAUCAUCAAGAACGGACGCGCCGUUGGUGGUCGCAUUGUUGUCGUUGAAGAUCACUAUCAACAAGGCGGUCUGGGUGAAGCAGUACUGAGUGUGCUGGCUGAACACCGUGACUUUGUGGUGAAACAUUUGUAUGUGCCAACAGUGCCACGCUCUGGCCCACCAAAUGUGCUCAUCGAUAUGUUCGGAAUUUCUGCGCGCAAUGUAAUCAGUGCCGUUGGAGCUGUGCUGAAGUUGUAAGUUCAUGGUAACUUAAAGAGGCUUUCCUCUGAAAUUGUUUCACUUAAUAACCACUUUUGGUUCAAAAAAAUCGAAAGAGAUUUUUGGAAGUUUAUGAAUGAAUUAAUUUUGUAUGGCCUUUAAAUAUUAAUUAUGAUUAAGAAAUAAACUUACAUCUAUGUAUCUAUGUAAA
Molecule: messenger RNA, 2244 nt
Organism: Rhagoletis zephyria (snowberry fruit fly)
Lineage: Eukaryota; Metazoa; Arthropoda; Insecta; Diptera; Tephritidae
Product: transketolase-like protein 2
Molecular function (GO): transketolase activity; thiamine pyrophosphate binding
Source: RefSeq, a predicted model, not a curated record